Molecule: messenger RNA, 5636 nt
Organism: Anopheles funestus (African malaria mosquito)
Lineage: Eukaryota; Metazoa; Arthropoda; Insecta; Diptera; Culicidae
Gene: RIC-3
Product: protein P200
Exons: 11
Coding region: 874-4662 (1262 amino acids)
Biological process (GO): synaptic transmission, cholinergic; protein localization to cell surface
Cellular component (GO): neuron projection; intracellular membrane-bounded organelle; neuronal cell body
Source: RefSeq, a predicted model, not a curated record
AUAAGUGAAAAAUAAAAUUAGUUCAUCGGUGUAGCUUGACCGGUUCGAUACGACACGUUGCUGACCGCGUGCCGAGAUUUUUCCUUUUUUUUAUUUUGUUUUUCCCCCGUUUGGUUUCGUUUCCGUUUCCGUUCGAUUCUCAGUUUAAGUUACAUUAACUUACUAGCAUACGAAGAAAGUUAGGGGCAUCGGUUCGAAAAAACGAAAUUGUGUACAAAUUGUCUAGCAAAAUUCACAUACACAUGGUUAGUUGUUUUACUUAUCAGAGUUGUUUUGUGUUUUACCUUCUCUCGAUUCAAUCUCGCUGCAGUUGCUGUAAAAUUGGUUCAUUAAUAUUGCACGAAGCGUUGUGAAUAAGGCGCGGUUAAGCCAUUGGGUGCGUGUGUUUAAUUUAGUGCGAAAAAUUGGUCAUUUUGUGUAAGUGAAAACAAAUGUGAAGAAAGGUAGUAAAAAUAAAUAAAUCGAUCAACCCGCAAGCACGCAGUAAUUGUGUGAUCUUGUGAAGAUCAGUGAAAGCUUUCAUCCGAUCGUGCGGUUCGGCUGCAUUUGUGUGGGUGCAUUGCAGUGCGUUUGUUGCAACGCAUCGGAAAAAGCAAAGAACGCACCAAAACCAGAGUGUUACGUAAGAAGGUGUUAAACGUCAAACGGUCAGCUCGCCCACCAACAAAAAAAUCCGAGAGCUCUCCCAAAAACCGGCAGAAACCGGGAGUUGUCCAUUCAGGAAAGCAAAAAGCGGGAGAUCGUAAGAAAACGGUGACGGUGGACGGGUGAGCUAUUUGAGUGAGAUUGUGAUUCUUUCCACCGUGACGUCACGUGCGGCCAUCAUCGUGUGCGUUUGAGUUGAGGGUUUGAAGAGACGACGGUCGCUUUACAAUGGCCACCGCUACCGGGCAUCGGAUGGAGUCGAACAGCGGGAUGGGACCGCGCAAGACCAUGAUCAUCAUGGUGACGGUCGUCGGGUGCGUCGCCAUACUCUGGCCCAAGGUUUUCUAUCCCAUGAUGGUUGGCAAUGGGCAGAACAAAAAUGUCAUCAAGGACCAUCGAGGAGCCGGUUGUUGCGGUGUCGUUUUGGACCAGGAAACGUUCGCCAAUGCAUCGAUCAGCUAUGCCGCCAGUCAGCAGCAACAGCAGCAGGAGCAGAAUCUAUUCCGCAAGCGAAAUUUUGCACCUUAUGUCGACAUUGAUAGUAUACGACAGGAACGACCACCUCAUUUGCGGCCAGAAGCAAUGCAUCCUGCGAUGCGCGAACGUGGCCGGGCAAUUCCGCAAUCCGGCUCCAUACACGGCGGUGAACGUCCCCAGUCUGCUCCCAGAAUAGUGGAAGGCAGGCCCGGUCCCAUACCUGGUAUGCGCCCACCUAUGGGAGCUGGAUCACAUCAAGCAACAAAAUCAGCCAACUCAAUGGGUUUCAUAAUGCCACUCUAUACCAUCGGUAUAGUUUCAUUCUUCAUCUACACCAUCAUGAAACUAAUCUUCAAGAAGACACCGGCCACACCGUAUGCGGAGGUGAAGCCGGAUCCGGCAUUCCGCAACGAAGUGUUUACCACGGAGCAAUACAUUAAGCGACCGGACGACGGUACGACGAAACUAGACCAAUCACAUGUAACGGCAGCCACAAACGGUGAGCUCGUAGUACCGGUUGCCGUUUCGUCGGUCUCGGCCGAACCUUCUUCGGUGCAGUCUGAACUGUCGAUUGAUUACGAGCAGUUGUCCAAGCAGAAGGAAAUUGCAAAGCCCGAUGAGAGCAGUGCCGCCGAACAUGUCACAUUGGAGCACGAACCCGCGGUGCAGGAAAUCAUGGUGCAGGACGAUCAAAUUGAAUCCACUGAAACCGUGUCUGAGGAACGGGCAGAAGAAUUCUUUACCGAACAACAACUGGCUCACGAUCCCACUACCGAAAAGGUAGUCGAUGGAAUCGUUGUGAAAAAAGUUGCUGCAGUUGAAGAAUCCGCUGUGCCGGCUUCUCAGUCAUCUUUGGAGGACGGUGAGGAAUCGAAGAUCCAGGAAGAAAGUGUACUUAAAGCUGUUAAUGGAACGUCCAGUCCCGCAAAUGAUGAUAUUAUUGACUUGUCAAAACAACGGGAGAAUGAUCAAGUACAGCGUGAAUCUGAAGUUAACGAACCGGUAAUCGAAGAAAUAAUGCUAGUCAAACAAACGUCCAUGCAAUAUGCUACCAUUGCACCCAGUGACGAAGAUCAAACGAUCUCGGCAGAUGAACCAGACGUAGCUCAACAGAUGAAACAAGAAAUAACAUCAGCCGAUGAAACAACAAAUCUCGAAACGAAGGAAAACGGUCAGCAUGAAACUGUAACGGAAGUCUUAGCCGAGGAACUCGUGGAAUCAUUAACUGCAACUAUUAUGCAUGCCGCUGAGAAGGAUGAGGUGCAGGAACAUACACCAAUUCUCGAAAUAAACGAGGUUAGUGAAUUGUUGGUUGUACAAUCGUCUAGUGCAGCUGAAAACGAACCUCAGAUUCUUGAAGAAUCCGCUGCAAUUACAACUACCGAACAACCAUCAGAUCAAGCGGUACAUGAAACGUCUGAAAACACACCGAUCAAACCUAUUGAAUCAAUUAUGAAGGAAGAUUUAAUUGAAGUCUCCUAUCCGAAACAAGAAAUCGAACUAAUUCAGAACCCUUUGGUCCAAGACCCGAUUGAACCUGAAAGUACUAUGGCAGAAAUAACCAAGGAAAUUCAAGAAAUUAUAUCAGAGGACAUACCCCAAAGCGACGCAGUCUCGGCAGAAAUCGAGCUUAAGGAAAGUCAAGAAAUUAUAUCCGAGGACAUACCUCAAAACGACGCAGUCUCGGCCGAAAUCGAGCUCAAGGAAACUCGUGAUGAAACUAUUAAGGAACAGCAAAACGUACCACAGCUUGAACUAGAACCAACCGAUAAAGUGAUCGCUGAUGAUGCUAUCAAGGAACAGCAAAACGUACCACAGCUUGAACUAGAACAAACCGAUAAAGUGAUCGCUGAUGAUGCUAUCAAGGAACAGCAAAACGUACCACAGCUUGAACUAGAACAAACCGAUAAAGUGAUCGCUGAUGAUGCUAUUAAGGAACAGCAAAACGUACCACAACUUGAACUAGAACAAACCGCUAAAGUGAUCGAUCUAGCUACCGAGACAACGGAUUUGGUUCAUAAAACGGUAGAAGAUAUUACCCUUACUGCAGAACAAUUGGUGCAGGAAGUAUUGGAACACGCAGAGGAACUUGCGAAACAGCAAGACCAAUACCCAGGGUUGCCGGAGCAUGAUCCUGCAACGCAGAAGCUCGUAGACGGUAUUGUUGUGGAGCGAUUCGAUCAUCCAGAAACGGAGCAACCCGAAGAUACUGAUGCAAUUGUGUCGCAUGAAUUUUCUGAUGAGCAAGAAACUGUUACCCAAGAGCCGACAGUGGAGGAAAUGGAGCUUGCUGCCGCUAUCGAACAAACAUUGAUUGAGGAAGAUGCCGGAGAAAUGGACUCGAUCAGUGAAGACACAUCACUAAGUGUAGCAUCGGUAAUCGAGCAGCAACCGAAAGCAAAAGAAACCGAAGAAUCCAAUACCGUCCCCGAUGUGGUAUGUACUACAGAUGAGAAGACCGACAGCACUACUGGUGAUGUGACGUUUAUUGAAACGAAGAACCUCUCAGUCAAUGAAACGAUCCUGGCAACGGAAGUCGUUCAAGAACAAGUUGAUGUAAACGAGCCGGGAAACAAGUUUGGUGUAGCUGCAGUUGAUAGUAGCGAAACGGAUGUGGUGAUCGAAGAACAGCCUCUACCAAAGGUAUCGGAAGAGCAUGGAACAGUGUCGGAAGCUCUUAUUACGACAGAACUGCUAACCAGUACUUCAAGUGAACCCGUGUUUGUCGAACUAAACGAUCAGCCAACGGUGGAAGCCGAAACAGUGCUUGAAGAAACAAACAAGGUGAAUGGGGCGGGAAACCUAUCUGGUGCAGCUGCAGCUGAUAGCACCGAUAACAGGAGCGUUUCCAUUGAAGAAGUACAUGACGAAGCGGCCAUAGUCGAUGAGGUAGAAGGAAAGGAAACAAACGUGAACGCGGAUGAACCCGAAAAGGACGAAAAGGAAACAGCAGCAGAAGUUACCGCUGCGGAGGAAGAUCACGCAAAGGUAUCGAAUGGGCAUGCGAUCAAACCGGUGGAAAAUGCUGCCGAAAAUGAAUCGUCAGAAAAGGAAACGUCCGGUGGAGAAUCGUCCAGCGCUAAUAGUACACCGGAAAAGAAACCGAAAAAGCGAGACACCAGCACGGAACGUGGCACUGUUAAGGUUAUGGCAAUGGAGGUAACGGCACAGCGCGAAAAUGGAAAGCGUCUUAGUCGGCCAUCGACGCCACUGUUGCCGAUGGGAGGACAUUCAGAGUCGGCAAACGUUCCGACCGAAGAACACGAGACACGGUCGAUUGUUCUCGAUGGACGGUUACCGCACGAUUCGAAGAUUCUGGUGUCCGAUGCUGAAACGGCAGUGGAAAAACUCGAACCGGAAAACUCCGAAGAAGAGGAUGACGCACCCGUGAUAUUGAGUGGUAAAAUGACACUAUCCUUGAUCAACAUGGAUUUCAUCGAAAAAGAUGCAACCGGUACUGUUGCAGUCGGUGAAAUUGUAACGGAACUACACAAGCCUCAAGAGGAUCUUACGACCACAUCUGCAAAGGAUGCCGAAUAGGCGAGCGUUUCGUUCGAGAAACUGCAAAAAAGUAUAACGUAUAAUAAUAUAAGUAUAUUUUUCUAUUGCCGGAAAACUACAUCACUUUACCACUGUUGACAUUACUGGGAUGCGUCUAAAUGCGAAACAGUAGUGAGCCCAAAGUCAAUAAAAAAAAGCUAACUUUAAUAGCACACUUUUUAAAUUUUUGUUUAGAAAUUAGCGCAAUGUUGCUCAACAAGUGUUUUGGAUUCUAACCCGACGUAAGACUCUACAGAUGCCAAAUUAAAAGAAAACAAGAUUUAAACAAAACAACUAAUGCUCAAACGCACGUAAACUGUUGCUAGUAAACGCUCAUACGGGACAACCAGGUAGUAGCUGCUGUAGGUAUAAAUUAAGCAAACCUUCAGAUUAAUUCAUUUUCGAUAGGUUACCUUUGUAAUCGAGCGAUGAGUUUUCUAGCAAACAUUCAGUUGUUGGUUAGAUUAUGAUACUUUGUCAUAGUUUGUAACAAUGCUCGUAUACGUAUACGGGAUGUCAUUUAAUGCGAAAGUCUUUUCGGUAACUUCACGUUUAUGUUUGUUGUCUUGCUUAGGUUAUUCGUCUAAAUCGUACCGGAUGGAUAAUUUUGUAAUCCCACACUGUUCGACUGAAUGGAAUCGAUUCUGGCAACAAAAAAAAGAACAACAUAUUUAUUGUUCCGCAUAGUUUAGUUCAUCCAUAACCAUCAUCCAAGAUCGAUAACGAUAGCAAAAUAGUAGUGUGUAGAAAUGUAGCAGCAUAAUCAAACAUAACAGGAGUAACUAUAUCAUUCUACUUGGUUCUGUUUCAAUUAAUGGACAAUGAGCGAGCUCUGCCUGUGUGUACUGCGCAAGUUAUGUCCACAUUAUACUGCGUUAGCAAGAACUAUAACAUUGAAUGUAUGAAUUUAUUAUGAACGCAAAAUGCAAUAAAAUGAUUUAAAAUAAAUGCAAAUAAAGCAAAUGUGAACUUUU